UUCCCUCCAAAAACCAAACAAAAACUAGAGCAAGAAUCCUCCCUCUACACCAACUACGACUCCCUAAUCUCCACCCUCCCGCGCUCUUUCGCCAGCCUCGGCCUCAAGAUCCUCCAUGGAACCCUCGCUGCCCACGACCACUUCCACCCUCUCCCCAGCGACAUCCUCCUCUCCUCCCUCCCCAAAGUUGGCAUCACCUGGUUCAAAGCCCUCGCCUUCGCCGCCCUCCAUCGCUCCGAUGAAAAUCUCUCCUCCCUCCUCCUCUCCCUCAACCCUCACCAAUGCAUCCCUACCCUUGAAUACCAGAUCUAUGCCAAACUGACCUCGACAUCCUCCCCUCACCUCACCUGCUCGCCACCCACACCCCCUACUCGCUACUGUCGAAACCCAAUGGACACGUUCAUAUCAAUGUGGAAGUUCAUCAACAGCGUGGUCCCAGAUGCGCAUGAGAUGACAAGACUGGAGGGCUUCCUGGAGGUGUUCCUGGCCGGAGGUUACACGUCAGGCCCGUUCUGGGACAAUGUGACAGAGUAUUAAGCAAGCGGGGAGUAGCCGGAGAGGGUAAUGUUUAUGAAGUAUGAGGAUAGGCUGGUGGAGUUUGGGGAUUGGAGGAACUAUUUGACUCCGGAGAUGGCGGAGAGGCUCAGGACGGUGACAGAGCAGAGAUUUGGCGCCAUUGGAUUUGUCAAUUGAAUACUGUCCUCAAU
Molecule: messenger RNA, 707 nt
Organism: Asparagus officinalis (garden asparagus)
Lineage: Eukaryota; Viridiplantae; Streptophyta; Magnoliopsida; Asparagales; Asparagaceae
Product: cytosolic sulfotransferase 13-like
Biological process (GO): sulfation
Cellular component (GO): cytoplasm
Molecular function (GO): sulfotransferase activity
Source: RefSeq, a predicted model, not a curated record